AUGGAUGAAAUCUUGUCAACUGCAAGUGCGCUUGAUGGUAUGCUACACGAAGAUGUGUCUGCAACAGGUUUACUAACAAUUCGACAAGUCGCAGGAACGCUCGAUCUGAACGAACAGCAGGCCGCACAAGCACUCGAGGCCUAUGCUCGCGAACUACCAUCGGAGCGGCUGGUGUUUGCAACUGUUGAACCACAAGCUGAUGCCGAUAACCCGAGUCGACGGUGCUUCCGGUUUCGGGUGCACUGCGGGUACAACGGUCCAGGGGAUCGUCUGUACGGUGUACUGCGGCCGGGUGUCGUGAUAACGGAAGCAGAGCUGCCCGCGGUUGUGGCGGGUGCUGGGGUGAACGCGCUCACUGAGGCCUCUGGGCGCAAGUCUAAAUCCAAUGCCUUGCUCUUAGGGCAAACGUUGAAGGCUGAUGAGCCGCACCGGAACGCUGCGCCGUCUGGUGUUUCCGCUGCUAACGAGAAAGGUAGUGCCUCCAAUAGCAGCCAAACAGCACUGUACCGCUUCCUCACCGAAGAACAAGAGGUUGUGCGCGCACCUGCUGUACGCUCUCCAGACGGAGUCUGUGUUGGUUCCAGUCUAAACGGAAACGGAUCCAGUGAGGGCAUGGUUGCAGAACCUGAAACAAAACGUCUGCGCCCUGGCGCCUCAACGGGGGCCUUUCCCGCUGACCUCAAAGGUGCAUCGACUGCGUCGGGCGCUUCGGCAUUGGAUGUUGCUAGCGUCGCUUCGAGAACAGUGGUGAAGGGUACCAAAGCAGACGCGACGACGCAGGAUCUUUUCAUAGAGAAUCAGCGAGCAACACCAAUGGAACGAACAGCGACGAUCGUUGCAACGACAUCUCAGCGCAUAGCGUCGGGCAAAGCAAAGCACCCGGGCACUUGUCGACAUGACGUUCCCGGACAUACAGAGCCAAUGAGCGAAGAAUGUGCCCCUACCUCACCGGAUAGGAUGAGCUUAGAACAAGGUCGAGACAGCGCUUCGGGAAUGCAAGAUCAGCGUCGAUAUUCAACGACCGAGACGCUGCCGCUGAUGCCGGCCAGUCCACGACGAUCUCGUCGACGCCUGGUUACAAGUGACGACGAAGACGAACAACAUCCCGUUAGGCCAGAUGCUCGCGAGAGCAGACCAUGCGAGGAGGCAUGCCUUUCUGGACAAAACGCCGAGAGAUCGACUUGGAAUCGCCAAGCGCCUGAGGCGUGCUUCCCGGCAUUAGACACUCCAGCGAAUGCAUCCGUCACUGACCCAAAGCUGCUGGCAUCUGAGUUUGCUUCUGUGCAAACUUGUGAAGCGCCUGGAGCCAAUGACCUGCUCUCCGAGACCGAGAGGAGCGCGCUGGUCCCAUCCCGGGGAACGUGUCGACACCCCGAGCAGGGAACCGUGCACUCGAAUGAGAAACAUUCGAGAGCGAGCGUUGCUGCUGGUAAGAUUUUAGAAGAGACCAUCACGCCUGACGGGGAAAUCCUUGUUCGCUUGGCAGACGCUUCAAGACAAGGUCAUGCCGCCGCACCAGAGCAAGCUCCUGCCAACGACACCAAGGAAAAACGAGCCUGGAUCGCGCCUGCGAGCACAGAGCGUCUGCCUGCACCGAGAAUCCCCCGAACGAAGACGUCUACCCUUCAUCAGACGCCCUCUGGAACACCAGCGAGGGAACCCGCUCCGAGAGAAGCAACCUCAGUGAACUCGCGAAUAUCUGCCGAGCCACAGGGCAUCCGAAAGUUUUUUACGCCACGCCCUAGAGCGAGCUGA
Molecule: messenger RNA, 1755 nt
Organism: Cyanidioschyzon merolae strain 10D
Lineage: Eukaryota; Rhodophyta; Bangiophyceae; Cyanidiales; Cyanidiaceae
Exons: 1
Coding region: 1-1755 (584 amino acids)
Source: RefSeq, a predicted model, not a curated record